Molecule: messenger RNA, 734 nt
Organism: Paraphaeosphaeria sporulosa
Lineage: Eukaryota; Fungi; Ascomycota; Dothideomycetes; Pleosporales; Didymosphaeriaceae
Exons: 2
Coding region: 1-528 (175 amino acids)
Source: RefSeq, a predicted model, not a curated record
AUGGCUCUCGGAAUGCUUCUGGAAGCCUUCCAGGGGAUAGUCACAGCAAUGGGUUUUCUGGCGACCAGGGAUACCGCUGAAUGGUUCGGCCCGCGUGCUAGCAUGCGGCCCACCGGGAGGAGCCCAGUGGGGCAAUUUGAACAGACACGGCGACAAUCCAUUGGAGGAGCAGGCGAGCCUAGUGCAAAUCGCGAGGACCAGGAUAUCCCCGGACUGAGCGCGGUGAAAGCCGAACCGUGCACCAGUGGGACCGUCGUAGCCAGCCCCCGAUGCCGAGAUGCGAGCCACGAACUGGCUGAGGGUCUUGGGAGAGGAAAUGAGGCGGGCAAUGAUUGCCAUCAAAUCAGCGCGGAAAUUCUUUGUUCCCGGUGGCGCGCUCGGCGAGGUGAGGAUUGCGAUGGACAGGAUCGCCGCGGUGAUGAUGCUUGGGACGGCGUAGUGGUUGUGGACACUGCUGUCUCAGGCCGUGAGCAGCAUGGCGGAUGGAAUCGAUAUUCGGCAGCCCACAAUUGCACGCCGGGCCCCUGAUACCUGCGCACUACCCAGGUCUCGUGCGGCGGAGUGGUUAAUAGGCGCAGUGCAGCAGGGGACGACGCGUGUGACGGGCGUGUGGCGGCGACGGGCGGGUGACAGUUGACAGACCGCUGUGGAGGUUGCACACCCCUAUUCGGGCCCUUUUCGUGCCCUGGCAGAUAUGCGUCUGCGCCGGAGCUCGUCCAUUCAUCUGAUACAUG